UUCGCAGCAGGAGCAGGGGCAGGAGUCGUUGAAGCUGUAGCAGUACAUCCUCUGGACAUGAUCAAAACGAGGCAUCAGCUCAACACAGUGAAGAACGAGAACUCCUUUCGAACAGCAGUCCUCCUGAUCAAAGAAGGAGGAGUCCCCAGGCUCUAUCGCGGGCUAACUCCAGAGAUCGUGGGCAUGAUCCCGAAGAGCUCGGCCAUGUACGCGGGAUACGACAUGUCUCGGCUCCUGCUCGCGAAGACUCCGCUGGGAGACUCUUCGCUCUCCGUCUUCCUCGCAGGAUGCAUGAGCGGGAUCCCAGAAGCCAUCGCCACCACUCCCUUCCAGGUGGUGAAGAUCCGUUUGCAAGCGCGCGAGAACAUCGCAAAGUUCUCGGGGCCGGUGGAUUGUGCUGUGCAGACAUGGAGGCUGCAGGGGGCGAGGGGCCUCUUGACAGGUCUGGAGACGACGAUAUGGCGGAACUCGAUCUGGAACUCGAUCUACUUCUACAGCAUGCACGAGAUGAAGAAGCAGUUCACCCCACCUGAGCACCAGCACCAGCAGGUCAUGCAGAACCUUUUCCUUGGCUUCGUCGCUGGCUUCAUGGCAACGGCAGCCGAUGCACCCUUCGACACUGUCAAGAGCAGGAUACAAGCGCCACUUCCCUCUUCCUCCUCCUUCGUCGAGAGGCCCAAGACGUUCAAGAUGCUGUCUGACAUCAUCCGCCAAGAAGGCUUGCUUGCUUGCUACAAGGGGUUCCCGCCAAAAGCAGUGCGCAUGGCGUUGGGA
Messenger RNA from Guillardia theta CCMP2712, 774 nucleotides. RefSeq lists its product as hypothetical. NCBI's taxonomy places the organism in Eukaryota, Cryptophyceae, Pyrenomonadales, Geminigeraceae. The record is from RefSeq and is a predicted model, not a curated record. The annotation marks the transcript as partial. The transcript has 3 exons.